CAGAUCAAACCUUGGCAACUCAAGAAUUCUCAUCUGAAAUGUGGUCCUAAAUCCAUUGAUGGAUUUUGUAAAUCUUUUCACAGGAUAAAAAUGAGAAGGAAUUUGUCACCGGGAAUCUCAAACACAGUCCGCCAGUUUUGCUGUCUCUGUCUGGAUAUUUAAGAAGUCGAGCAAGGAUAUUCAAUCAACCAUCCUUCCUGCUCAGACUGUGGGGAGGGAUUUAUUCGGUCAUCUCAACUGAAGGUACAUCAGCAAGUUCACACUGGGCAGGGCCAUUCACCUGUUCUGUGUGUGAAAAAGGAUUCAGUUGGUCUUCCCGCCUGUGGACACACCAGUCAGUUCACACCACACCGGGCGGAGGCUGGUCAUCUGUUGAAUUUCUGGGAAAGGAUUCACUCAGUCAUUUGACCUAAUGGCUCACCAGCAAGUUCACACUGGGGAGAAGCCGUUCACCUGUUCAGUCUGUGGGAAGGGAUUCACUCAGGCAUCCAACCUACGGAGACAUCAGCGAGUUCACACUGGGGAGAAGCCAUUCACCUGUUCAGUCUGUGGGAAGGGAUUCACUCAGACAUCCAACCUACGGAGACAUCAGCGAGUUCAUACUGGGGAGAAGCCAUUCACCUGCUCAGAAUGUGGGAAAGGAUUCAGUGAGUUAUCCAACCUACUGGUACAUCAGCGAGUUCACACUGGGGAGAAGCCGUUCACCUGCUCAGAAUGUGGGAAAGGAUUCCGUGAGUUAUCCAGCCUACUGAGACAUCGGCGAGUUCACACUGGGGAGAAGCCGUUCACCUGCUCAGAAUGUGGGAAAGGAUUCCGUGAGUUAUCCAGCCUACUGAGACAUCGUCGAGUUCACACUGGGGAAAAGCCAUUUACCUGCUCAGAAUGUGGGAAAGGAUUUACUGAUUCAUCCACCCUACAGAGUCAUCAGCGACUUCACACUGGGGAGAAGCCGUACACCUGUUCAGAAUGUGGGAAGAGUUUUACUCAGUUAUCCCAAGUACAGAGUCAUCUGCGAGUUCACACUGGGGAGAGGCCAUUCACCUGCUCAGACUGUGGGAGCAGAUUCACUCAUUUAUCCAGCCUACAGAGACAUCAGCGAGUUCACACUGGGGAGAAGUCAUUCAUCUGCUCAGAAUGUGGAAAGGGAUUCAUUCAGUUAUCCCACCUACAGAGUCAUCAGCGAGUUCACACUGGGGAGAAGCCAUUCACCUGCUCAGUCUGUGGGAAGGGAUUCACUGAUCCUUCCAACCUGCAGAGUCAUCAUCGAGUUCACACUGGGGAGAAGCCGUUCACCUGUUCAGAAUGUGGGAAGAGAUUUACUCAGUCAUCCCAACUACAGAGUCAUAAGCGAGUUCACACUGGGGAGAAGCCGUUCACCUGCUCAGUCUGUGGGAAGAGAUUCACUCAUUCAUCCACCCUACAGCGACACCAGCGAGCUCACACUGGGGAGAAGCCGUUCAUCUGUUCAGUCUGUGGGAAGAGAUUCACAGAGUCAUCCCACCUAUUGAGCCAUCAGCGAGUUCACACUGGGGAGAAGCCAUUCACCUGCUCAGUCUGUGGGAAGAGAUUCACUGAUCCAUCCAGCCUACAGAGUCAUCAUCGAGUUCACACUGGGGAGAAGCCGUUCACCUGUUCAGAAUGUGGGAAGAGAUUUACUCAGUCAUCCCAUCUACAGAGUCAUCAGCGAGUUCACACUAGGGAGAAGCCGUUCACCUGCUCAGAAUGUGGGAAGGGAUUCACUCAAUCUUCCACCCUACUGAGACAUGAGCGUGUUCACACCGGUGAGAAGCCGUUCAAUUGCACAGAAUGUGGGAAACGGUUCACUCUGUCAUCCCACCUUCUGGAACACCAGCGAGUUCACACUGGGGAGAUGCCGUUCCCCUGCUCAGAAUGUGGGAAGAGAUUCACUCAGUCAUCCCACCUACAGAGUCAUCAGCGAGUUCACACUGGAGAGAGGCCAUUCACCUGCUCAGACUGUGGGAGCAGAUUCACUCAUUUAUCCAGCCUACAGAGACAUCAGCGAGUUCACACUGGGGAGAAGCCGUUCAUCUGCUUCGUCUGUGGGAAGAGAUUCACUGAGUCAUCCAGAUUACUGGAACAUCAGCGAGUUCACACUGGAGAGAGGCCAUUCACCUGCUCAGAAUGUGGGAAGAGAUUCACUCGCUCUUCCACACUACAGAGACAUCAGCGAGGAGUUCACAUCAGGGAGCGGCCAUUCACUUGCUCAGUCUGUGGGAAGAGAUUCAUUAAAUCAUCCCACCUGCUGAGUCAUCAGCGAGUUCACACUGGGGAGAAGCCGUUCACCUGCUCAGAAUGUGGGAAGGGAUUCUCUGAGUUAUCCAACCUACAGAAUCAUCAGCGAGUUCACACUGGGGAGAAGCCAUUCACCUGCUCAGAAUGUGGGAAGGGAUUCACUCAGUCAUCCCACCUGCAGAGACACCAGCGAGUUCACACUGGGGAGAAGCCGUUCACCUGCUCAGACUGUGGGAAGAGCUUCACUCACUUAUGCAACCUACAGAAUCAUCAGCCAGUUCACACUGGGGAGAGGCCAUUCACCUGCUCAGAAUGUGGGAAGGGAUUUACUCAGUCAUCCAGCCUACUGAGUCAUCAGCGAGUUCACACUGGGGAGAGGCCCUUCACCUGCUCAGAAUGUGGUAAGGGAUUCACUCAGUCAUCCCAUCUGAAGGUUCAUCAGCGAGUUCACACUGGGGAGAAGCCAUUCAUCUGCUCAGUCUGUGGAAAGGGAUUCACUGAUUCAUCCACCCGGCAGAAACAUCAGCGAGUUCACACUGGGGAGAAGUCGUUCACCUGCUCAGAAUGUGGGAAGGGAUUCACGGAUUCAUCCUGCCUACUGGUACAUCAGCGAGUUCACACUAGGGAGAAGCCGUUCACCUGCUCAGAAUGUGGGAAGGGAUUCACUCAGUCAUCCCACCUGCAGAGACAUCAGCGAGUUCACACUGGGGAGAAGCCAUUCAAAUGCUCAGAAUGUGGGAAGAGAUUCACUCAAUCUUCCACCCUACAGGCACACCAGCGAAUUCACACUGGGGAGAAGCCAUUCACUUGCUCAGUCUGUGGGAAACAAUUCACUCUGUCAUUCCAACUACUGAAACACCAGCGAGUUCACACAGGGGAAAGGCCGUUCGCCUGCUCAAAAUGUGGGAAGAGAUUCGCUGGAUCAUCCAACCUACAGAGACAUCAGCAAGUUCACACUGGGGAGAAGCCGUUCACUUGCUCAGUCUGUGGGAAAGGAUUCACUCAGUCGUCCCAACUACUGGCUCACCAGUCAAUUCACAAUGGGGAGUGGCCAUAGUUAUGAAUCCCCGGGUUUCGUUUGCUGUGGGCUGUCAUUUUAAGAGAGAGCGAGAGAGAUUAAGAAGGUGAAUCAGUCCGACUUGCAGCUUGUUUACAUUGCUCGCAGCUUGUUUCCUUUUAACCAAGGACACAGACAAUCAGAGUCAGACGGAGACGAAGGAGGAAAAAUGGAAGGAUCGAAACCAGGGAACUAGAGGCCAAGGGUCACUGUUUGGAACUUUCCUAUGCCCACAAGGGUGGGUUAAUUAUCGAUUCACCAUACAUCGUAUGUGUAGUUGUCACCGCGUUUGAUCCAUAGGAGUGGAUCUGAUUUGUGGUGUCCUAUGAAGACCACAGAUGUGUUAACCCUUCCCUGGGUGUGGUGUGGUAAUUCACUUGAAGAUGAUACCGCUUGUGACAAGUCACUUUCGGUGAUAAAUCUUAUGAGGGUUUGGAAUGACGACAAAUAAAAUCGAUAGCGACUGUUGUGUGGUUUUACCACCAUGGAACCUGUGGAAUUCAACAUAAUUGCCUUCUCUCAACAUUUACCCUGGAUUACAAAUAUCUCUCUCAUCACCUGAACUUUCAUACUUUGCUAUCUCAAGAAUCCAAGCCUUGUUUCUCCAGAGCUCAAUAGUUUGGGAGUUUUAUUUAAACACAUAUAUACACAUAACAUUGUUAACUUUUGUUUAUCUUGCAUAAGUUACUAUAUUACAAGUAGAUUCUAAUAAAGAUAGUUUUAACAUUAAAAACAGACUCCAGGUAUAGUCUAUUGCUGCUGGUUCAUUUCUAAAACGUUAUGAUUCGUAACAAAAUUGGGGCCUGCAUCCAGUAUAUGAACAGAUUUGGGGGCGUAUUCAUUAAUUAUCAAUUUCAUCCCUUUUCAUUUAUUGGUGUGUGGAAAAUCAGCAGCAAUGGAUGCUGACCAACCUCUGAGGCAUUAGAGGAUGCCAGAAGGAUUGAGUUGUUGAGACUUGCUAGAAGGUUAAAACUUGCUAAGGUGAAAUUGACAAUGAGGAGGGCACAGAUGCAGAGGAUAAUAGCUGAACAUUAUGUAUCUGAGGGUGUGUUUAAAGUGGAGGAGUUGGAGGUGUUUCCUGAAAGUAAACCUAGUGAGCUUGAGCUCCAGUACAAGUGAGAAAAAUUAAACUGGAGGCUGCGGAAAGGCAGAGGCAGUUUGAGGCUAGAGAAGCAGAAAAAAACAGAGAAGAGGCAGAAAAAUAGAGGGAGGAAACAGAAAGACAGAGGCUGUUUGAGCUGGAAAAGAUAAAGAGGUUGCAGCAAAGGAGUCCAGCGUUUUUCUCUGGUGAUAAAUUUGAGGCCAGUUGGGAAGUUAAAUUGGUCCCUCCAUUUGACGAGGCAGAGAUUGAUAAAUACUUUCAGCAUUUUGAGAAGGUUGCUCAGAGUUUAAAGUGGCCAGAAGGGGUUUGGCUUAUUCUCUUACAAAGUGUAAUUAAGGGGAAGGCUCAGCAAGCCUAUUCUGCUUUGACAGUUGAUGAAGCAGCUGAUUAUGACAUAGUGAAACAGGCUGUGCUCAAAGCUACGAGUUUGUCCCAGAAUCAUACAGGCAAAAGUUUAGAAAUUUGAGGAAAUCCGUGAACCAGACUUUUAUGGAAUUUGCUUAUGAGAAGAUAGUGUGUUUUGACCGCUGGUGCACAUAUAAAAAUGUGAAUGAUGAUUUUAACAGCUUGAAAGAGUUGGCUUUAAUUGAAGAAUUCAAAAGGUGCGUCCCUGAUGACAUAAAGAGAUAUUUAGAAGAAAAGGAUGCUGCCACUUUGCAGGAGUCUGGGAAACAGUUGAAGGAGAAAUAUUCUGGUCUUACUUGUUACUAUUGUAAGAAAGCUGGACAUGUGAUGGCUGAUUGUUCAGUCCUGAAGAUGAAAAAGGAAAAUGAGGCAGUCCCAAAUGCCCGUGGUCAGUAUGUUGAAGCACCUAUA
Messenger RNA from Hypanus sabinus (Atlantic stingray), 5228 nucleotides. Its product is annotated as zinc finger protein 235-like. Gene Ontology annotation, biological process: regulation of cytokine production; regulation of immune system process; negative regulation of transcription by RNA polymerase II. Lineage: Eukaryota; Metazoa; Chordata; Chondrichthyes; Myliobatiformes; Dasyatidae. Gene Ontology annotation, molecular function: DNA-binding transcription factor activity, RNA polymerase II-specific; RNA polymerase II cis-regulatory region sequence-specific DNA binding. The transcript is spliced from 2 exons. The record is from RefSeq and is a predicted model, not a curated record. Bases 413 to 3310 code for a protein of 965 amino acids.